AAAAACCGAUGUCGGCAUUGUGGGAUCAUCGCCUAAUACCACUAAUAAGCGAUUGUGGGUUGCUUUUGGCCAGUGGCUAGGCUUAAAGAGGCAGGAUGCUACUGCUUUUAAUACUCAAAGAAAAAAGGCACGUCUGAUCAUAUCAGCAUGUCAUAAUCCCCAAUCAAUAAGUAAAUUGGUCCAAUUCAAAUAUAUAGCGGAACCAGAGUAUAUUACAGAUCUAAGUGGCCAAACAUUAGUUUACUUAGAACAACUUGAUGACUACAAUGCCAUUAUACUUGCAACCAAUGCUGUAAAUAAUUAUUAUUUCCAUACGUUGGAGCAUCCAUCACAUCGAAGUGACGAAUUUUGGACCAAUUUUAUCGAACAUUUCAGGGCUUAUACCAGAAACAACUUGCUCUCUUUUACAAGCUCCAAUACUGCAAGUACGCAUAACAUUGAUUACUAUGAAUGCAUCAACAAAUUACUUCAAGGUCUCAAGGCAUUAUCGGACUAUAUCAAUGCUAUUAAUUUUAAUACUACUAGUGACUAUCAUUGGGAUGAGCAUGACGAGGCAAAUAGUUUAUAUGUCUUAGUUGCACUAGGGGAUUACGAUGGAGGAGAGUUAUCUUAUAUUAAGGCUGGAAUUAAGAAAGAUGCUAAUAGACUAAUAGUUUCUGAGCAAGAUCUCAAUAAUGCUCAGGGUUUGAACCACCGGACCCAUCUCCCCAAACCGAAAGCAAAACCAAUACAGGUCCCUUCUGCUGUAUCUGAUCGGAGACAAGGAUAUAUAGAUUUAGCACGUGUUUGA
Molecule: messenger RNA, 790 nt
Organism: Racocetra persica
Lineage: Eukaryota; Fungi; Glomeromycota; Glomeromycetes; Diversisporales; Gigasporaceae
Source: the annotation of a GenBank genome assembly